UCAGCCACUAUUUCAGUCGACUCUCGACUGUGUUUAGUCUGGGAGUGGACGAAGUUGCUUAGAUAAACUUUAAUCCACCAUUAUUGUACUGCUUUAUUAGAUGUUUAUAAACCGCUCACUGUUAACGUUUUCAGCCUACACAACGUUAUUGUUUAUAAACUGUUUCUUCCCUAAGUUUAUUAGUAAUAUACUGUGUGUGGAUUAACAGCUAGCCUAUCUGGCUAAGUGUAUUGCCUGAUAUUAUAUUCAACAGAAGAGCUUUGCUUCAAUUCUAUCCUGUAAAUGGGGAACAGUGCUCUGAAAGCUCACUUAGAAACAUCACAGAAGACUGGAGUCUUUCAGCUGACUGGAAAGGGUUUGACCGAGUUCCCAGAGGACCUGCAGAAGCUCACUGGAAAUCUGCGCACGGUCGAUCUGUCCAACAACAAAAUCGAGGUGCUUCCUGACUUCAUAGGAGGCUUUCAGCAGCUCAAGAGUCUCACCAUAAGCAGCAACAAGCUUACUUGUAUACCAAAUGAGAUCGGAAAACUCAAGAAGCUGGAAACUCUCAUUUUAAAUGGGAACCAGUUGAAGCAGCUUCCUACAGGUGUUGGUCAGCUGAAGGCCCUGCGCACCCUCAGCCUGUCGGGCAAUUGCUUUAAAGAGUUUCCCAAUGGACUCGGCACCCUUCGCCAUCUUGAUGUCCUGGACCUGUCAAAAAACAAAAUCCAGGUUGUACCUGCAGAGGUGGCCGAACUGCAGGCCAUUGAAAUCAACCUCAACCAGAACCAGAUUUCGACCGUGUCUCCAGAGGCGUCUCGUGCUCCCAGACUGAAGGUCUUGCGUCUGGAGGAGAACUGUUUGGAGCUUUCCUCCAUCCCUCUCACUAUCCUCGUAGACUCCCAAGUGUCCCUGCUCUCUGUUGAGGGCAACCUGUUCGAGGUUAAAAUGUUGCGUGACCUGGAAGGGUAUGAUAAGUACAUGGAACGUUUCACUGCAACCAAGAAGAAAUUUGCCUGAAGUGUUAAAGUUUUCCUCCGGUGCCUGGGUGCCCUCUUCAUCUUCUCUGGACUCCAUGGGGCGAGACAGGAAUGAAAACUAUGGAGGAAGAGUCUGGAAACUCAAAGCACUGCAGAACGACAGCUCGGAGAUCUUAGACCUGCUGGCAAUAAUGCAACCGUAUGAAUUAUUCUGCAGACUGUGCACGGUUUCCUUUGCAAAGAUUAUAUGAACACAAAUGCAGUGCUAAAGAUAUUUACACUGAACAGUGGUUUAUUGUAUAUUCAAACACACUAAUACCAGGUAUAUUUAUAGAAGAUGUUUCCUUUCGAGAGGCAAGUAUUCCAACUAACAUAUACUUACUGAACCAUUAAAGUAUGUGCUACUGCAUAGCAUUUCAUUAUCCAUUUAUUUUAAUGCUUUCUAGUUAUUUUUGACUGUAGUGAACAGAUGGCUUUUUAUUUAUUUGCACAUUCAUGUUUCUGUAACUUUCUCUAAAUCAAUGAGAAAAGAAAUCAUUUGUGGAGAUUAUUACAAGUGUAAUAUGUUGGGUAAUCUCAAAAUUUCCGUUACAAAUAAUUAUGUGCUUUUAUGUUUUGAUAAAUGCCUGAAUGCAGUCAAUGUGAUAUAUAUGUAUAAAUAAAAUUUGAAUUGUGUUACAUGCAUAAUUCGAAAUGCAUUUUGAUGAAAGAUGGCAAUAAUUUUCAGGUUUGAGAAAUUUAAUUGUAGUUCCUAAAGUUGCUGGGUACAACUUUGAAUGUCUGAAUAUCUGUUUUUUUUUUUGUGUGACCUUGUGAUUCAUGCAGUCAAUCUGUGCAACAUUUAAAACGAUUAGAGGCGGUUUCCCAGACAGGUUUAGGUUAAUCCAGGACUAAGCCUUAUUUAUAUUAGGUCAUUUAAGAAGUUUUUACAAACAUACCUUACAAAAAACACUACAGGUGUGCAUCUUGAGACAAAACAAUGUCAUCGAUAUAUGUUAAAAUUAGUCAGAACAAAGUGUUUAUAAAUUAAAGUAGCUCACACAUGCGUUUUAGUCUGGGAUAACCCCUGUCUGGGAAACCGCCUCUUUAAGAUUUAGUAUGUUUUGGUAUGUUGCAUGAUCAACUUCAGUAACAUUUUACCCAAAAGCAGUUGUAAGCGUCUGUAACUACAUCAUACCAAUCUGGCAUUUGUAAUAUACACUAAUGUUAAGUAAAUGUUUUUGCUUCUCACCGCACUGUAUAUCUAAAUUACUGUUCUGUGCUACAGCAUCUACAUAC
Molecule: messenger RNA, 2237 nt
Organism: Paramisgurnus dabryanus
Lineage: Eukaryota; Metazoa; Chordata; Actinopteri; Cypriniformes; Cobitidae
Gene: lrrc57
Product: leucine rich repeat containing 57
Cellular component (GO): cytoplasm
Molecular function (GO): protein binding
Source: RefSeq, a predicted model, not a curated record